CGCUUAGCCUUAACCUUAACGUCGCCAAUCAUUGUGGAAAGCGAGUUGGAAAAUUUUCCACGUUUCGGAAAAGCGGAUAAUCUUGAACGCAGAACGCAAAACCACAUACUUGUCUGUGACUAAAAAUAGGCGCUCUAUACUUGGUGCUUUGGGUUUUCUCAUAAGUAAUACGUAUCUCGAUGUGCUGUGUGGUCGCCCCAUGCGAGCUCGGCCAGUGUGUGUGUGUGUGUGUGUGUGUUGCUGGCGUGGCGCAGAAAAAAAAUGUUUACAAAUUGGUUAACUUUUUAAAAACGUCGAUCAAGCAUAGAUUUGCGCCAUAUGCCACGAGUCAGUGAUCUAGCUGGAUUCUUUUAAUUUGACAGUUUAAAAAGGCUCACGGUUAGGAUUUGGCAAUUCAGUGGCUUUGAUACGGGAUUUUGAUGAUCAGAAAAUAAAUAUAAACUGCCACACGCUAGCUAGAAUCGAAAUCCCAAACCAACCGUCCCCGUAACAACAAAGACCGGAGGAAAAUCGUUCCAACGUCUGUGAAUCCAAAUUUAAUCCCACCGUUGCAACAUCAUCUCCACACACAACCAGUGCUCCAGAAACCGUGUGUACCGUGGAGGCAAAGCAAAAUAAAACAUAAACAACCGUUAUCGUUCCAUAAGAAAGCACGGAUUGUUAUUAGAUCUUCUCUCGGUGUAUGCGUUCAGAUGGUGGGGUAUGCCCGACGACGACGAUGCAGGGCAGUACAGUAUUUGUGUCCCAGCCUUUCUUUUGCCCAUUAUUGUGUAGCACCGCGUUAAUGCGGCAGGCUGGCCCCGGAGGCAACGCUAUUGUGAGGUGGCCUAAAAAUGACCAUUCACGCAUCGACACCUCACUCCUACUACACUGACGGCUGCUUGAUGACGUCGAACGUUGUCAGCUGUUCGAUGCAUCAUUGGACUGUUAAUGACCUCGACGGCUAGGACGGAGGUUCAUUUUUGAGUGUCUUUAUGCAUUUAAUGUGCUCUUGCACGCAAACCAGUUACAAAGUGGCUCAUUGUAUGGGGUUUACAUUAGAAAGUGUUUGUGAUAAUUGUUCAACCAAUGGCCUGAUAUCCCCGAAAGCGUCUUCAUUUGAGAAACAUUCUCAAUAAAAUAGACACGAACUGAUGUUUCGAGCUGAAUUGUUAUCUAAUUACGUACGGUACACGCUAUCUAUCGCUUCUUUUUGUUUGUUGAUGAGCCUACAGUUACAUCACCUAUCAUUAGCACACACCGUUGCUGGCUUCCCCGAGAAAAGCUCACGUCCCCGUAGGAAAAAAAGAAACUUCAUCAACCGUUAUUAUCAUACCCGUCCGAUAUCGGUAUCGAACCGUCUUAUCAAUCGGAGGUUCUUUGUACGGGUACGUUAGAUAUGGAAAAGCCUCGGGAUCGUACACACGGUCGGCUCCCCUCUGUUACACCGACAUUCGUUCCAAACUUCAAAGCAGCUUUGUGAAGAAAACACUCUCUCACAAACAUACAUAAACUCUUCCAGCACGGAGCAUGGAGAGGGUACCCACUGGACCUGAAAGUGUGGUUUUUUUUUGCACCCGCCUGGUAAUUUGCUAAUGAUUGCUGAACGUGACUAGCGCUGACCGGGCGUUCGAAAGGUGCAAUGGUAAUAAUUUCAAGCCCUCUGGAUGGUUGGAUGGUUCCGUCGUUGACCACUCCACUGUAUCAGCCCGACUCGCUCGCCUGGGCGAAACAAAACUAAAAAACACAAACAAUCACCAACACCAAAAAGACUAAGAAAAUACAAACAAACUAACGGUUAGUGAUUAAAUCGGUGAACAGCGCUUUCGUAACCACCGCUACGCCGUUACCGCGUGCGCGAUCAAGUUGGAAAGCAGCGUUGCAAACGGUUCCAAUCGUUACCUUUCCCAUGUGUCCUGUGGGGCAACUACCGUGUUGCCCAUUCAGAACCUCGAGCCCCGUGGCAUCCAUCGUGCGCACCUCAAACAGGCAAACACAGCCCUCAAUGACGCGGUGAUAAGAUAAACGGGCGGACGCUGAUAAACGGGAUCCGUUCCUACAGUACAUCUGAACACGCUGGACAUCGGCGGCUAGUCGCUGGUGGAUCAGGUGCAAAUCGGUCCUACAAAGGUGACCGUCGAGUCGAUUCGGUGUGUGGUGUGUUGUCGUAGUUCCUAAGUGCCAAAAAACGACCCGCAAACAGUGAACACAGCGGAAACGAAAGAAGCGUCCGCGAAUCGUCCGAAAAAAGUGAAGUGCAUGACAUCACCAACCAGAUCCGAACAACCGUGCCAGUGAAUUCCAUCGUGAGCGCACCUUCCAGAAUGACCGAUCUCUCCCGGCACCACCAUCACCAUCAUCAGGGCAAUGGGUUCGGGUCCGGCAGCAGCAUACACGACUAUCCCGAGCAUCUGAAUCCCUUCUACGAGGAUGAAAAUCACAAACGUCUUCGCUUUUUGGAGCACAAGCCGGCACCAAAAUCCCAGCGCCGCGGUAGCUUGUCCAGUUUGCGCGAUGGACUCCGGGAGCUAUGGCAAUUUUCAUCGAUUCGCUUUGGCAAAAAGCGCUCAUCAACGCUGGGCAUUAACAAAACGUCCGAAAGCCCUCCACCGCUGCGAAGGGAUACGUACGAUGUGGACUCCUUCGCAAGUACCAGUGGUUACCGCAACACGGUGAACGCUCCCGGCUAUGGAACGACACGCGAAAGUCAGUCGUAUACCACAACGCCGCUGUUCGUACGCCAAACACGAUACCGCAGUUCCAUGCAAGACCGUCAGGACAACGGCGGUGAAAUUGGAUUUAUGAGGAAUGAUCGCUACCGCAGCACCAUUCAGAAUGGGUUCGCUACGUACAACACCGGAAUGGUUACGUCUACACCGCGAAAGAAGCAAGCGCCUCCCACACCGUACGGCACAACAUCACGAGCGGGGCAGCAACAGUACAACAACAUCAAUCCUUUCGACGCGGAUCUGGAGCCAGAAGGGGACACCCUGUCGACGGUUAGUGUGGACAGCAGUUACAGCAGUACGCUACGAUCGCGCACCUCCGGAACAAGAACACGCACGAAGCGGCGGGCACCACCACCACCUCCAGUGGCCAUUACACCUGCAAAUCGCGUUGCCCCAGCACCAGAUGAAUCAUCCGUCGUAGAUGAGGCUCAAAAUGAAGACCUUCGCAAUCUUACCGCCGAAAUCGAAAGCUUUGUGCGUAUUUCAUCCAGCAACGUGGACACUUCCACCAAAGAUACAUCGACCGUACGAACGGAUGCGAUCGUGGAAACGCGAGGGAUUAAACCCCACGAUCUUAAUAAUAACAGUGCACAAUCAGAGAUUCCUACUACAGUAUCGACGAUAGAAUGCGAAAUUGUGCAAAAUAGACGAACAGUACAAGGUACGGAACAUGAAUCAUCACAGAUUCAGAAGGAAACCAACAUGGAACUACAAACAGUACCAAAGGAAGAGAAAAGUGAUGAAGUACUAAUAGAAUCACCAAAACCAACAGAAGUGCAUACUAGCACAACGAUUUCUGUUGACACAGCUGUAACGGGUUCUAUCGAAACAAGCCCCAAGCCUUCACCCAGAAAAAAGGUGGACAAAACGCAAACUGAAAUUACUGCUGAUGCUGUCACCACUACUCCCCAGCCAGACGUUGAUUUUGAAAAUCUCGCGCUGCCUGAAACCCCAGUCCCAACGAGAAGGUCAAACCGUGAAAAUCGCGAGAAAUACAUUACUCAAGAUGUAGCUACGAUCCACAAAACGUCGUACGAAAAGCAUACCGUGGCACCGAAAGCAGCCCUCCCAUCAACCACCGAGGAGGGAGAUGACGAUGAAGGUCCAACAACCACGAUCAUAGUGGAUAACUUGCGGUACAAGCAUAAGGUGGCUCCAAUUCAUACCGAGAUUAGCACCAAGAUCGAAAAUGCACGCAUGAAAAUAAGUGAAUCUACCGGCAACCUCCCAACGAUCGCGAACGAAAGCGGCAACAACGACAGGCGCCGCUCUGUUAGAGAUAUUAUCGAGUCAAUCAAUAAGAGUCAGAGUAUGCUCAAGGUUAACCACGAUCAGUCGACCAAUGGUUUGCACGAAACACAGUCAACUGACAGCAUGGCACGAAACAUACGGGAGCUCAAUGAACGCGAAAGGGAAAUUCAGAACUUGCUGCAAGAUAUCGACACACGCUAUGGGGUGCAUAGUGCUGAAGGUGAUAAUACGCUCAGCGAAGUCGCUACUGCCAGCGAACAUCCAAUGCUUUCCGACGGUCGAGGAUCGUACUAUGAUAACUUAACGGAUGAUAAUCUUAAUGAUAACUUGGACGAAAAGAAUAACGCUGCUUCGGGCUUCCGCGUUAAGAAAAGUCCCACCAAAACGGUGCUCAUUGCGGAAGGUGACGACCAACAGUUUCAAGAUUGUAUCAAUUGGAACCCGCUACCGAAACCGAGACGUAGCCAUAUUUUGACGGAAAAUGGAGCAGAUGCCCAGCAGGAAGCAACGAUAUCUAAUGCACCAUCCUGAUGUGCCUUCUACUAGUUGUUUAACUAUUUGUUCGAUGUUGUACUAUUGGAUAGAAUAUAAUGCGUGAUUGUACUUUAGGGACACAAAAUAGAAUAAACUUUAUUUUGCAAUAUUAUUUAUACCUAAAAA
Messenger RNA from Anopheles merus, 4619 nucleotides. RefSeq names its product flocculation protein FLO11. Bases 2304 to 4490 code for a protein of 728 amino acids. The transcript is spliced from 6 exons. Lineage: Eukaryota; Metazoa; Arthropoda; Insecta; Diptera; Culicidae. The record is from RefSeq and is a predicted model, not a curated record.